Messenger RNA from Meriones unguiculatus (Mongolian gerbil), 2587 nucleotides. RefSeq names its product zinc finger protein 428 (gene Znf428). Lineage: Eukaryota; Metazoa; Chordata; Mammalia; Rodentia; Muridae. The record is from RefSeq and is a predicted model, not a curated record. The transcript is spliced from 3 exons. Bases 1901 to 2458 code for a protein of 185 amino acids.
CCGAGGGAGGGGUGGUCUCGCCGACCUUGCCGGGACGCGCGCUGCCGUGCGGGACCCCGGGGGUCUGUGGGCACCGGGGGUCCCGGGGGUGCGCCUGCCGCCCUCCUCGGACCCGCGCGGGGGGCGCUCGGGGCUGUGGGGAUGAUUCCACCUGAUCGUGUCGCAAGGACCUUGCGGUGGUUUUGGAGAGGGUGGUUGUCCCCGAGUAACCCCCAAAGAAGCGCUGGCGACUCCUGCUGCGAUGGUCCAGCAGAGUGACAGCGCCUCGUGCCCAUAGUGCCAACCCCGAGGGGCCUGGGGCAGCAGGAUUCGGUAUCCGGGGAAGGGAGAGCGAGUUGGGGUUUAGGGAGCGGCCGUCCGCGUAAGGCAUGGAACAAGUACUUGCUCGGCGUUGAUCUAAGACAGAGACCUGGCCAGUUGACCUCCGCCUCUCUCUGCUAAAUGAGGCGAGUUGUCCAGGCCUAGUGUGGAACUCCAGACGUGGCCCCCCGUGUGCCCGGCAAUCAUGACUAAGUCUCUGUCCUUAAAAGGCCUGAUCCAGGAUCUAGGUGUGCUCCCCAUCCAGUGACGCCUCCCUCUCCUGCCCCAGCUGCCUCCCCCAGCGGCAAGCUUGACAUCUGUGCUCGGAACAGAGAGUGCUUUCCACCUCAGCGGCCCGGUGCUUCUCAGGAGAUCAAGCCGCCGGCUCAUGUCUGUAGUCUCAGCUCCAUGAAGCCGGAGCUGGAGGACUGCAAGUUCAAGGCCAGCCUGGACGGCGCAGCAGGCGUCUGUGGAGCCCUGCAGGGCCCCUCCAGUGCUCUAGGAGAAGAGAUGUGUGCACUGGAGGAGAGGGAUUAUUGGGGCUGAGGCAGCAUACAGAAGAGGUUUCUAGAUUGAUGGGCUACAGAACCCAGGCCCACAGAGAGGAAGGAGAAAGGUCCAGAUGGCAGCUGUAGGGCGUCCCAGGCCCCGCCCCCUCCAGUUAUAAACGCCCGCACCCCACCCCAGUUUGGAGUGGCCAGAGGGAUGGGCAGGAGAAUAGUCAACCACAAUCCUGGAAGUUUCCCGAAUCUGGCUUGUUUGGUUUUGUUUUUUUUGAGACAGGGUCUCGCAUAGCCCAGACUGGCCUCAAACUUUGUAUAGCCCAUUGUGACCUUAAACUGCACGUUUCUGCCACCCUGGGGGCCGGACUGCAGGCGUGGACGCCGUGUGUGUGUGUGAGUGUGUGUGUGUGUGUGUGUGUGUGUGUGCGUGCGAGCAUGCGAGAUUCAAAGCUUUGAAUCCUUGUUCAGCUCCGGUCUGUGAGGUGACCUGUGGUCUUGGCCAAAGCUCCCCUGCAGGCCCCUACUAUUCCUUUCUUCCUCUUGGGCUUCAAGGGAGCUCCUGCUCCUGUGUGGUUCCCAGUGCACCAGUCAAGGCCUGGAACAGGCUUUCCAGAGAAGGAAACAGCCAAAAGAAGUUGGGUCCCGUUGAAGCUAUAGCCAGAAAAUGACAGAAUUGGAGUUCAAACCUAGGCUAAGCUGACUUUCAAAAAUUAGUGCCGUUGGUGCCUGAAACACACCAGCCAUGGUGGGGCACCGGCAGUCCUGGCCUUGGGUAGGAGCAGGAGGACCUGGAACUCAGGGUCGUUUGAGGCUGCUUAGUGAACCUGAGGCCAGGCUGAGACACGCGAGGCCUCAUUUCAAACAAGCAAAAUCCGAAGGGUAUCGGUGGAGCUCAGUUGGCAGAGGGCUUGCCUGGCACGAACUUGGUCUCCAGCACGUGGGAGGCAGAUCCCGAACCAUCAGAAAUUCAAGCCUCUACCUGCAACACCCUGUGUUCGAAGAGCUUGCGGCUGGAGCUGUGACCCGGGGAGAGCUGGCCGGGGAGGGACCCUGCCCAGUUGCUGCUCUGCUCCUGUCUCUUGUCCCCUCCCCCGGCCAUGACAGAGACCCGUGAGCCUGCGGAGACUGGAGGCUAUGCCAGCUUGGAGGAAGAUGAGGAAAACCUUUCCCCAGGCCCGGAGCAUUCUUCUGACUCUGAGUACACUCUUUCAGAGCCGGACUCUGAGGAGGAGGAGGAGACCACCGACGACCCCGAGUACGACCCCGGCUAUAAGGUGAAGCAGCGCCUCGGCGGGGGCAGGGGAGGCCCGUCCCGCCGGGCGCCCCGAGCGGCGCAGCCCGCGGCCGCCCAGCCCUGCCAGCUCUGCGGCCGCCCGCCGCUGGGGGAGGCCCCGCCGGGGACCCCGGCCUGCCGACUCUGCUGCCCCGCCGCGGCCGCGCACGAGGCCCCGGGCCCCGAAGGCAGGGCCGCCGGGGAGGAAGAGGAGGAGGCGACUCGCCCGGGGGAGAGCCGGGCCGCGGGGCAGGGCGGGGAGGAGGAGGAGGAGGAGGAGGACGAGGGGGGCAGCUACCACUGCACGGAGUGCGAGCACUGCUUCGACAGCCUCAGCGAGCUGCACGGCCACUUCAUGCUGCACGCGCGGGGCGAGGUGUAGGCGGGGACGCGGGGAGCCGGGUGGGGGGAGCGGGCCGAGGAGGCCGCGGGAGGCCGGGUGUCCGCCCUUGUCGCAUAGAUGUGUGAAGGCAGAAUAAAAGCCAGAUUCUGUGGGCCGGCCCAGCCUGUG